Molecule: messenger RNA, 1455 nt
Organism: Aspergillus glaucus CBS 516.65
Lineage: Eukaryota; Fungi; Ascomycota; Eurotiomycetes; Eurotiales; Aspergillaceae
Product: putative mitochondrial DNA replication protein (Yhm2)
Exons: 6
Coding region: 247-1194 (315 amino acids)
Biological process (GO): alpha-ketoglutarate transport; mitochondrial citrate transmembrane transport
Cellular component (GO): mitochondrion
Molecular function (GO): tricarboxylate secondary active transmembrane transporter activity
Source: RefSeq, a predicted model, not a curated record
CCGGUCUUUCUUUUGACUUCUUCCGCUCUUCGCGUUUUGACUGUUAUCCGUCGUUCCCCUAAUCGGCUCGAAUUCCUCCGAUCUCGACUCGGCACUACCCCAUCUUUCGGUUCUCGCUCGGCUGAACAUCCUACUCGUCGCAUUUACCCGCGGCCAAUCCUUCGACUCUCCGUGAUCCCUUAAGGCGACGCAUCCCCAUAACUUCCCUUGGUCAGGGCCCCUUUCAGCGCACCCCAAGGCCAGAGAAUGUCUACCGCUACUGCUCAAACGCCCGCUUCGGGCCCUAAGCUCGAGAGGAAGCCUAUCAAGUUCAGCAACCUGCUGCUUGGCGCAGGAUUGAACAUGUUCGAGGUCACAUCGUUGGGACAGCCGCUGGAAGUGAUCAAGACGACCAUGGCUGCGAAUCGCGGCGAUAGCUUCGCAGGUGCCAUGGCUCGGAUAUGGGGUCGUGGCGGGAUCCUCGGUUACUAUCAAGGUCUCAUUCCGUGGGCCUGGAUUGAGGCUUCUACUAAAGGCGCUGUCCUUCUCUUCGUCGCGUCGGAGGCAGAGUUCGGUGCUAAGGUGCUUGGUGCCCCCGACUUCCUCGCCGGUAUUGCCGGAGGUAUGACUGGUGGUGUUGCCCAGGCCUACGCUACCAUGGGUUUCUGUACCUGCAUGAAGACGGUCGAGAUCACCAAGCAUAAGAUGGCUGCUACGGGUGUGAAGCCCCCCAGCACCUUUGCGACCUUCAUGGAUAUCUACCGUAAGGAGGGUAUCAGGGGUAUCAACCGUGGUGUCAAUGCGGUUGCUAUUCGUCAAACUACCAACUGGGGCUCCCGAUUCGGUCUCUCCCGUCUGGCUGAGACUGCUAUCCGUAAUGUCACUGGCAAGGACGACAGCCAGAAACUUUCUGCGAUUGAAAAGGUUCUGGCGUCCGGUCUGGGUGGUGGUCUUUCCGCCUGGAACCAGCCAAUCGAAGUCAUUCGGGUUGAGAUGCAAAGCAAAAAGGAUGACCCCAACCGACCGAAGAACUUGACUGUCGGCAAGGCUUUCAAAUAUAUCUACGACACCAAUGGUGUUAAGGGUCUCUACCGUGGUGUGACGCCUCGUAUUGGCCUUGGUAUCUGGCAGACCGUUUGCAUGGUGGCUCUUGGUGACAUGGCCAAAGAGACAGUCGAAAAACUGACGGGCGAGCAAGUCACUGCUAAGCACUAAAGAGAGGGGUUGAGAUACCCUUCUGCUAUGCACAUGGUCUGAUGAUGGUCGUCAUUGGUCAUCAACCCUUCGGCCGGACGGUGGAAGCAUAUCUUUCGAUUUCUGUGCACUGAGAAAUUUGCAUUAAUCGAGAUAUACUGUACUAUUAGGGGACGACAUCCUUUGCCAUGAAACAGCGAUGUAUACCUAUGGUAUAGAAUAGUAUAGCAUUCACAUAGAAGGCAUUCGAUUUGACAUUUUCUGAUUCAUCUUACUCAUGGA